AUGUCAUCCAAAACAACUCUCCCUGGAGUGCGUGAAACCAUACCCAAUCCUUACGCAACAAGCAGCUUUACAGCUCCUGGGUAUCAACAACCUCUGGGUUUCAUAAACCUAAGAAACCAAGCUCAGGGUAGUCAGCCUACAUUCAUCACAUCUCCAGGAAUCUUUGCUAGCAAUCAGCUGGGCCCAGGAAAUACACAAAUGGUAAAUCCAGCUACAGGAAUAGCAGCAACAAACUUUAAAGAAGAUGCAAAGGCACUAGGGGGGAUCCAGAUUGUGAUUGGAUCAAUGCACAUUGGUUUCGGAAUUAUUUUGGGUUUAAUGAGCUACUCUGCUGAUCAAAAUUUGGGUUUUGCCUCCAUUUCUUUUAUUGGUGGAUACCCAUUCUGGGGUGGUCUACAGUUCAUUAUUUCUGGCUCUCUGUCUAUAUCAGCAUCCAGCAAGUUUUCCCCUUGUCUGAUAAAAAGCAGCCUAGGAAUGAAUAUUGUUAGUUCUAUCUUUGCCCUUGUUGGAGUGAUUCUGUUACUGGUGGAUAUGAUCAUCAAUGACGUAGAUAAUCAAGCCUAUUGUACAGAGCUGCCUGGGAAAGGAAUUUCGGCCAUGCUGAUGAUCUUCUCCCUCUUAGAGUUCUGCGUAACUUGUGCCACAGCCCAUUUUGCCAACCAAACAAUUGCCAACACCAACAGGUCUGUCCUGGUUAUUCCAACUGUGUAUUCAGCCAACCCUUUGACAACAGAAACUUCCUCAACUCCUCCCAGAAAUGACAACGACCCAGCUUAUGACCCUAG
This is a messenger RNA of Galeopterus variegatus (Sunda flying lemur), 785 nucleotides long. RefSeq names its product membrane-spanning 4-domains, subfamily A, member 12 (gene MS4A12). The transcript has 6 exons. Gene Ontology annotation, biological process: cell surface receptor signaling pathway. Gene Ontology annotation, cellular component: plasma membrane. The record is from RefSeq and is a predicted model, not a curated record. The annotation marks the transcript as partial. Lineage: Eukaryota; Metazoa; Chordata; Mammalia; Dermoptera; Cynocephalidae.